This is a messenger RNA of Blepharisma stoltei, 465 nucleotides long. The record is from the annotation of a GenBank genome assembly. NCBI's taxonomy places the organism in Eukaryota, Ciliophora, Heterotrichea, Heterotrichida, Blepharismidae.
AUGGCUGCAGAAAUUCUAUUCGGAACUAGAUCUCUAAGAAUCCCAGUUGAAAAAGCAUGGAGAAUGAAAGCUGGCAUCCCAAUGCGUCAAGCUACAGCAGAAGAAAGGCUUGAGUACAUAAAAAAAGUUAAAGAAGAGCUGAAUUUAGAAAGUUUUCUAAGACAUAGCACUCGCCAAAUGUCAGCAGGCACCCAGAGAUUCCAAAACUACCCAGUUUUCCAUGUAAACCCAAGAAGAGCACCUAUCAUCGCAAACCCAGGCGCAAUACCUUUAGAAGUUGAAGACGCCAAUGGAAAUGAACUGACUCCUCGCGUUGAUAAUCCAAUGGAUUUCGUGACAGAUGAAAUUAAAGACUAUUUCAAGAGAAAACAGCUCAACAUUGACUUAUAUUAUUCUCAUGAAGGAAAUCAAGAUAAGCCUAAAAGGCGUGACAAAAAGACUCCAAUAAACUCUAACCUCAAAUAA